AUGAAUAUUAUGUUUGUCGCUUCCAUUAGGAGUAGAUCUAUCAGUAGCGAUACAAUAAGAUCAUGGAGUGUUGGUAAAAUCAAUCAUGUAGCUAUUGCUGUCCCUGAUCUAGAGAAAGCAACUUCUCUUUACCGUGACAUACUGGGAGCUAAUGUCAGCAAAUCAACAUUACUGCAUCCAUUAGGGGAGAACAGCCCCAUUGAGGGAUUUUUAAAACGUAACCCAGCUGGAGGGAUACACCACAUCUGCCUUGAAGUUAGUGAUAUACAUAAAGCAAUUGAUUCAUUGAAGGGUAAAGUAAGAGCAUUGAAUCCAGAACCAAAAAUUGGUGCUCAUGGUAAACCAGUUGUGUUCGUACAUCCUAAGGAUUGUGAUGGAGUACUGGUUGAACUGGAACAAGAAUAA
This is a messenger RNA of Amphimedon queenslandica, 405 nucleotides long. Its product is annotated as methylmalonyl-CoA epimerase, mitochondrial-like. Gene Ontology annotation, biological process: L-methylmalonyl-CoA metabolic process. The record is from RefSeq and is a predicted model, not a curated record. NCBI's taxonomy places the organism in Eukaryota, Metazoa, Porifera, Demospongiae, Haplosclerida, Niphatidae. The transcript has 5 exons. Gene Ontology annotation, molecular function: methylmalonyl-CoA epimerase activity. Bases 1 to 405 code for a protein of 134 amino acids. Gene Ontology annotation, cellular component: mitochondrion.